GGCCGCAGAGCCGAGCGGUAUGUGGGCGCUCGCACGCCGCGCCGCCGCGGGUCUCCUGCCACGGACGGCGUCCGGGGCCUCGGCCUCGGUCGGGAUCCCGCGCGGGAGGGAGCCGAUCGGAGCGUGCGGCCACCGAGGCCUGCAGGUCACAACCAACGCGGCCUCCGCCGGCCGCCACUCGAGUCUGAGCCUCCACUACCUCGAUCAGAUUCUGAACAUCAAGAAGCAGAGUGUCUGUUUGGUACAUCUGAGGAAUUCGGGAACUUUGGACAACCCAAGCUCUCUAGACGAGACAGCUUAUGAAAGACUUGCGGAGGAGACGCUGGACGCCCUGGCAGAGUUCUUUGAAGACUUGGCAGACAAGCCCUAUACCCUGGAGGACUAUGAUGUCUCCUUUGGGGGCGGCGUGCUAACCGUCAAGCUGGGCGGUGAUCUGGGGACCUACGUGAUCAAUAAGCAGACUCCAAACAAGCAGAUCUGGUUAUCAUCUCCCUCCAGUGGCCCCAAGCGCUAUGACUGGACGGGGAAGAACUGGGUGUACUCCCACGACGGCAUGUGCCUGCACGAGCUGCUGGCCAGGGAGCUGACGGAAGCCUUCAACACCAAACUGGACUUGUCUUCCUUGGCCUAUUCGGGAAAAGGCACCUGAGCACCUGCCAGAUUCAAAGACAUUAAACGGAGCCCGGCCUUCUUCUGUG
This is a messenger RNA of Peromyscus eremicus (cactus mouse), 698 nucleotides long. RefSeq names its product frataxin (gene Fxn). Bases 20 to 649 code for a protein of 209 amino acids. Gene Ontology annotation, molecular function: ferric iron binding; ferroxidase activity; ferrous iron binding. The record is from RefSeq and is a predicted model, not a curated record. Gene Ontology annotation, cellular component: mitochondrion. Gene Ontology annotation, biological process: iron incorporation into metallo-sulfur cluster; intracellular iron ion homeostasis. The transcript has 5 exons. Lineage: Eukaryota; Metazoa; Chordata; Mammalia; Rodentia; Cricetidae.